AUGGAGGCCUGGAUGAUGCAGCCGAUCACUUUUUCAGUUAAAGAUGUCCCGAUGAAUGGCCAAGCACAUGGAGACCCCCUAGUCAUCACCUUACUCAUUGAAAAAUGGGGAGUCAAAAGGAUACUAGUGGACAAUGGGAGUUCAGUCGAAGUUCUCUUUUAUGACACGUUCAAAAGGAUGGAACUAUUUGAUGACAUCUUAAUUCCUUCAACCUAUGGGAUCUAUGGAUUCAAUGGGACAGUAACCGUACCAAGGGGAGAAGUAAUGCUCAAAGUCUCAGAUGGGGAGGGGUACUUGGAUACCCUUACCACCUUUUGCGUUGUAGAUGUCGUAUCACCUUAUGAGGCGAUUGUCGGCCGAUCUUGGAUCGCAGGCAUCAAAGGGGUAACCUCCGCCUACCACCAAAGGUUGAGGUUCCCUACUUAUCGGGGAGUUUUGGAAGUGAUAGGCGAUCCUCAGGCAGCAAGACAAUGUAGGCAAUUUGAUAUUCAACAAAACGAAGAGAAGCGAUCAAGACAACGUCGAGAAAAGAAUAAAGCUAAGGAAAUUAAGGCAGGGGAAGAACUAGAUAAAGUCAUUUCGCAAGCAUUCAUCGCCUAUGAAGCAGGCAAGAAAGAGAUCUUAUAG
Papaver somniferum (opium poppy) is the source of this 627-nucleotide messenger RNA. RefSeq lists its product as uncharacterized. Lineage: Eukaryota; Viridiplantae; Streptophyta; Magnoliopsida; Ranunculales; Papaveraceae. The transcript has a single exon. The coding region runs from base 1 to 627 and encodes 208 amino acids. The record is from RefSeq and is a predicted model, not a curated record.